UCCGCAAACGGCUCUGGGGGCUCUGGGUAGUCAUCAUUAUUGGCAUUAUUGGUGAUGGGAAGUCCUAUGCCAAUGUCGGGGAUGACGUGCGUAUUGCCAUGUGAAGUGGAUAGUUCAGUGUCGUACGAAACACAAACACACAAAUAAAACUUCUGUGGCACACUUUUCCCUCAUACUUAUAUUCUGCGAUUCAACAUUCUUUCAGUUGCGAAUAAUUUAUUGUCUAAUGUUCUUUCUAAUCCUGAUAACAGAUUUACAUCACACCCAGGGUCGGUGUCUGAGACUCCUAAAAGCUGUUAACGUUGAAGAUAUCUGCAUAUAACGCGAUCUCUAGCUAAUCAGAUGAAAUACGGGAGCUCCACCUGGAGGAGAGAGAUUGGGAUUGAGGAGUUCACCGUUGUGAGGUUGUGAGUUGGGAUCAGUGGCUGCGUGCAAGCACUGCCGUUUGAAGAAAGUCCUGCAUUUAUUUUGACCCGGAUAUAUGUGGAACUCGUUCGGAUGGGACAUUCAAGCUUUCCUUCGUUGUCCAGCAUUGUUAUAGCAAGAUGCACGUUUAGUGUCUACGUCUAAUCGGGCGUCCACCAUGGAGGACUACAAAUUCCUCUUUAAAGUUGUACUUAUAGGAAAUGCAGGCGUUGGAAAAACUUGUCUCGUAAGAAGGUUUACCCAGGGUUUGUUCCCUCCGGGCCAGGGAGCCACAAUUGGGGUCGACUUCCUCAUCAAAACCGUCGAGGUGGAUGGCGAGAAGGUGAAAUUGCAGAUAUGGGACACGGCUGGUCAAGAGCGUUUCCGUUCCAUCACCCAAAGUUACUACCGGAGCGCCCAUGCGCUCAUUCUCGUCUACGACAUCAGCUGUCAGCCGACGUUUGACUGCUUGCCCGACUGGCUACGGGAAAUCGAGCAGUACGCAAGUCCGAAGGUGCUGCGUGCUGUCGUCGGUAACAAAAUUGACCGAGAAGACCGUGAGAUCCCGCAACACAUCGGCGAGGACUUUGCUCGGCGGAACGACAUGUACUUCAUCGAAACUUCCGCCAAGGAGGCAGACAACGUCGACAAGCUCUUCACGGAGAUCGCAAUCCGACUGACUGCCGAGGCGAGGGCGACUCACGCGCGCUACUCCGGUCGCUCAACCUCUUCCUCCGACUCUGUGUCCGACCUGAAAGAUGCACCGGGCGACAGAGGCGACCACUUGUGCUGCAGGGUAUUAUGAAUGUUUCCAGCGGACUGUCGUCUGCCUGCUCUAAGAUAGCCGAGCAAUUUGAGCUGCGUCGCAGAGACGUGCUUCGUAGAGGGCGGCUUGUCGGAGCGCGUUUUCGUCGCGGUAAACCCCGGGCACGGACAUACGACGGAAGCGGUUCGAACGGCUCGGGGAAAUUAUUUAGUCCGACGCGGAAAACUCCAUUCCGUCGGAUGUACUCGGAGAAAACACAGUGGGCGGAUAGAGGAAGGUAGUUGAAGAAGCUGUUUCUUUCGUCUGCUCGUGCGUGCGGCUUUCCGUUGUUUUUGUCGUCUGUUCCCACUGACUGUCCAGUCACUUGGCAUGUUGAUGCAUAUGUGCUAAAAGCUGUAAGCAAAUGUGCGCAUCAGUGUAACAUACACAUACGAGGAGGUUUAGCAUCAAAUGCGACUGUUUGCAACGUUCUGACAAGGUGCAUAUCUGUAGUGACCAGGUUUUAGACCAUUUCUUUUUAUAAUGACUACUAUUACCGCUAUUCAUUACAUCCCUCAUGGCUUGAAAGCUGAUAUUUUUGAAGACAUCGGUGCAUUUUACUCUGCACUUAACUAUAUUAGUGUAUUUUACGUUUUAGUGCACACAUGCGCCCUCGGGUGGUCGUUAGACGUCAACUGGGAGACACGACAGUCCUUGCACAUUGUCCACACCUCCUUUUCUAAUGCAACAAUCAUCGUCCAAGAAAGGGCCAUACUUUUAUUGAACUCUCAUCCGCCAAAGGCAUGGUAAUACAUUUUAACAGUUCGUACGACUUGGUUAGUUCAUACCUUUCUUUUUUUUUCAUUCUUCCCCUUACUAACGCUUUGAGCAGAAAUGCAUCAGCACACCAAGGUUGGCGACAAUGAGUGCCCAGUAUUAUCUGACUUGUUUCUGAAGUGCCCACAGGUACCCAUGGGUACCCAUGGGUGCCCAGUUCUAGUAUGUAUAGCAGUUGUCCGUCUGGUAUGCCCAUAGUUGUAUGGCACCUGCCACACAAUACACACAGCAGUGCUGUCGGGCGAAAGAGCAUUUUGUAGCUAGGUUUUCAGCAGAGGGUGUUGUUCUGAGUGAGCAUCUUUCAAGGAGUAGUUAUACCCUAAGCCGUUAGCCCGGUUAAUUGAAGGUGCUCCGGGCAGUGCUUGGAAAGCUUCUCGGAAGAUUGACCACAAUUAUCGUAGCACUAUUUCGUAGGUAUCGUAAUGACGUCAAUCUUUCAUUAAAGAGGGUGCAAGAAACUUGAAGAGCUGCACUUUCUCUGCAACCGGCAGCCCUGGAACGCACUUCGUGUCGUGUCUUGUCACAGCUCUCAUACAGAUCAGGUUUCGUAUAGAUCAGGCGAUUCCGAAACUUUGCUGAAAUUAUAAUCAUGAGCGCUGUAGAAAAACAGUGCAAGCUCUUAUUGAGAAUAACGAAGUAGUCUUUGAGAUCUCUAUGUUGAGAGUGGAAGCACCUCACUCUAAAAGAAAAAUGGGUGAACGGAGAGCCGUACCAGCUGUUUGCAGUCAGGUCAGCGCAACAUGACAUUAUCGAAGUACGUAUCUGACUAAAUUGAUUUGCAAGAACCAUAGGAAGUAAGGAAUUUUAAAAGAUAGUUUCUCUUUAAUUAGACUCUUGUACGUUGAGGGAACAGUUAAUCUGCAAAGCUUUGUAGCUGUUGAACUGAUUUUUAGAUUUGUGUUUGUUUGUUUAUACUAUCAAAUCUUGAUAACGAUAACGAUUAGUGUAGAGUACCAUGCACAGGGGCAUGUAGACGUGUGCUUUAUGUUUCUGCUUCCUUCUAUCUCAUGAGCACAAAUGGGACAUGAUUUCACGUACCAGCAUUGUUCCAUCAAUUCUUGUACGGUUAAUCGCAUGUUGCAAGUUUUUACUGGGAUGAGCUAUGGCAUUAAUGGGUGCAAUCAUCAAAUGCACAACAUGUACAAAACUGUACUUAAAUCGUGUGAUUCCCAUGGUUGCUAACUGCUUCCUGCGUUGAAAGUACUUGCCUGCAAAGGUCCUCAGAAGGGCAUGCAGCGGUCAAAGGGAGGGUCGUUCAACUGCCAAACCACAGCGAAUCCUCAUUAGAGAUUUCAUCCAAUGAGACUAAUUGCCAAAGGAUUGACCAAGACAUCCAAAUGCAUUAUCUGGUAGUGUAAUGUCUUGGUGAUAAGUAGACUACUGAGGUGAUAAGACAUCGUAUGAUAGAUGACAUUAGAAAUAUUACUAGGAUUUUGAACACCCAGUUGACCUAUCACACUUGACCCACCACGAAGUCUUAUCCAACCAGCGCUGGUAUACUUCAAAACCUGUAUUGUGAGAAAGAAGCAUCACCAUCACGCUCUUGAGGGGCAUCAUCUUCGAAAUGACCUUGGCAUCAUAAGUCACCCAUUAAAUAUAUAUACCACCUCUAACACAGCCUCUUAACAAUAUCAGUUUUAUGAUGCUUUAUGGUUUGCAGCAUGGCAUAAAUUUCAAUUCCAUAAAACAACCGCCACAAACCAGAGUUUAGUUAAUAAAAAAAUGUGUUUGAUCAAAUACGGCAUUCGUCAGUAAAAAGCAAAUUUAGGGAAGAAGUUUUGCCAUGUCAUGCAAUUGUGAUAUAAAAAAAAAAUAUUUUUUAUCAGUUCCUUAUCAAAACCACCUAGCAUUGUGCAUGACAUGACAUUAUCGAGCUUGCUGCAAAGUGUAAGUGCAGCUAGAAAUUUACUACACAACGGUUUGUGCGACAUAGACUGCUUUACUGUGCAACACUCCUUUUUGUAUCUUACCGCACUUGCUAGUUAUGUUUUUGUAAUUGUCCAUUGUGUCUGUUAGGUUGAAAGAACUAUAACACGUAAAAGUGUGCUACUCUCUUAUCAAAUGCUGGACUAUGUUGAACUAGCUCUUGGACUAUGACAUGCACCACUGAUAAGAAGAACUGGUGCAGUAUAAGUUUUUAUAAGAAUUGUGCAGCUACUGUGCUCGAAAAAUGCAUACAACGUGACACUUAUUAUGUGUACUGUACCAGUAAGAGUCAGGUCUGUCCACUACCCUCCAUUUAAACGAACUUAAUUUUUGUAAUCUAAUCAUCGCAUACUUUUUAGUGACAUAAGAUACAACUUGCGUUACAUUUUAGCUGCAAUAAUGUUUGGUAUUUCUGUCACUGAACAAAAAUGAGUUGUGUUCCUGCGGCAAACCGGCUUAGCCAUUAGCCAUAGGCGAUGUAAAGGAGAGGUUCCUCCACAUCUUCCGAACGUAAAUGUUCAGACGUCCAUUUUAAAGUUAGCGUGAUGCUGCGUUUGCUCGAGGUGUGCUCAGUUAUUCGCAUUCCUUAUAUUCCUUCCAGUGUUUGAGACAGCUGUGAUAUUUUGUUGUAACGUAUUUUUUUCUUUCCUGUUUCUGUGUUUUACAUAUGAUACAUUUUAUUACUAAGAAAUUGCUGAAGACCGCCCGAUUUCAUACAUUUUUUGCUUCCGUGAUGCACAUUGUAAUUAAACUAGGCACCCCUGGUGUUUGAGGAACAGGGCUGCCGGCUUAGCUAUGUGUCAACUGCGAGUGGCUGUCUGCGUCCACUUUUUGUGACCGGAAUGGUGUGUUGCUCUCUCUUUUUACCGUUCUCGAGAGUUAUUGUCACGGAGCAAAAGCAGGUACGAGGGCCGUAACAAGUAUCGAGGCCAGAUUUAUAUUAAAAACAGCAAAAUCCUUACUGAUUUGAAACUUUAGUCACCAUCGAAAUAGUUCAUGCUCCAAAGUCACACACCUACAGUACAGAGCUGUUUCCACUGAGCAAUAUUUCUUUUUAGUCUUCUUUGGAAAUAGGAAAAAGCCGCCUUGUCACCGGGGGUUUCAACCUCCCGAACAUCGUGAAAUCUUCUUUCUUCCAACGGCGUUGUGACUUUGGGAAAGGGGAAAAGUCACAGCGGGAAAGUUUUACCCUGAGAUUAAAAAAUUAUGAAAGAAAACCAAUAAAACGCCGUUCGAAAUAUUUUAUAAGGAAUAUUCGACGGAAACAGCACUAGGCUAAGUGUAUGACUUCGGUACUUUCAAAUGAGUAAGCAUUUUGUUUAAUUUCCUUUAAAUAUAAAGUCAGUCUCUAUACCAUUAUACAUAACCAUGUUUCCAUUUUCACGACUACUUUCGGUUAAAGGGCAUCCUGUUUCUUAUGUGGGAGAGAAGACUCGUAAACUGAGAAGGUCUUUGCUUUAAGCUCUUUUUUUUUUUAUGUAGGAAGUUCCUGAAGAUACAGUCAUUCCAGUCUUGUUCUCGUGUUAGUGGAGCACACAAUUCCAAAGUCAGUGUUUUCUACUAUAAAAUGUACAGUGUUGUUUUCGUUUGUGAUGUUAUUUAUUAGGACAGAUAUAUUUACAGGUUUCAUAAAGGUUACACGAUAAUAUGCAGCUAUGUAUUUAGUUACUGCAUGUUGUAGGAGGACCCCCGUGAUUACCCUUAGCAGCAGAGUCUAUAUUUUAUGUGCCCACAGACCUGAUCAUCGUAUAUACUAGGUCUGCUCUUAGAAAGUCAUCAGUAUGCCGGCAGAUUCAAGUCUGUAAUCACUUUGAAAUACCAAGGAAAUAGUCUCAUCAGUUUCCGCAAUGCUGCUAGAAAAUCCAGUCCACAUCAGAGCUGUUCUGAGUGGUGGGCAAGAGGGGCGGCCGCCCCAGAGAGGGGACGACAGCUCUCGGGGGGGUGGGGGCUCACGAGGGUGGCAAUAAAGCGAGGGCCACAGUACGUUUCUCUGUAGCAUUUGUAAUUUACAGUCCUUUUUUCUUUUUUUUUUUUUUCUGUUUUGUACUUUCCACUUUUUAGAGAAAGUACCUGUGACAUAGCUAAAUAUGAAAAGCACGUGUCUAAAUUCCAGGGCCGGCAUCUACUUUCCGCCUCAGGGGCAAUUUGCAACCCCCUCCGUAUACUUUUUCUUAAAACAUACUGCUUCCUGCUGGAAAGGUGUCUUUUUGACGCCCCUUCAGGCUGGCUCGGGGGGGGGGGCAAUUGCCUCCCCUGCUCCUCUGUAGAUGCCGGCACGGGUAAAUUCUAUGCCUAAUUUUUUUUUGUUCACGGCUGUUAUUGUGCAGUCCUCUGGACGUUUAUAUUCUGCCCCAGGUGAUGGCUCUCGUCCGCGCUGCUUUCUGCUGCAUUUUCCCCAACCUGCAGACGUUGCUUAGUAAUGGUCGUUGGGCAUUUAUCACCAUGGUAUCCCCCCCUUCUUUUCUUCAGCUACACUUAUUUGAUGCUCACAUUUUUAAAAUGUUGUUCACCUUUACCAUUUAUUAAGGGUAAUGCAUUCAGCAGUAUUUGCGAAUAAAGAAAUUUAUGGUGUGUAGAAGGUAGAGCAGCUUUUUGCCUGAAUGAAACUGUCCAAUAUGUACUUGAAAAUAAAUAUUUUGAAACCGUGA
This is a messenger RNA of Ornithodoros turicata, 6561 nucleotides long. RefSeq names its product ras-related protein Rab-30-like. Bases 584 to 1210 code for a protein of 208 amino acids. The record is from RefSeq and is a predicted model, not a curated record. Gene Ontology annotation, cellular component: Golgi cisterna; trans-Golgi network. The transcript has 5 exons. NCBI's taxonomy places the organism in Eukaryota, Metazoa, Arthropoda, Arachnida, Ixodida, Argasidae. Gene Ontology annotation, molecular function: GTPase activity; GTP binding. Gene Ontology annotation, biological process: vesicle-mediated transport.